Molecule: messenger RNA, 1913 nt
Organism: Salvia miltiorrhiza (redroot sage)
Lineage: Eukaryota; Viridiplantae; Streptophyta; Magnoliopsida; Lamiales; Lamiaceae
Product: light-mediated development protein DET1
Exons: 11
Coding region: 241-1836 (531 amino acids)
Biological process (GO): protein ubiquitination; carbohydrate metabolic process; positive regulation of proteasomal ubiquitin-dependent protein catabolic process
Cellular component (GO): nucleus; cullin-RING ubiquitin ligase complex
Molecular function (GO): ubiquitin protein ligase binding; ubiquitin-like ligase-substrate adaptor activity
Source: RefSeq, a predicted model, not a curated record
ACAUACAUGCAGCCUUUCCUCACUACUAAUAGUAAUAUAAUCGUCUCUCUCUCUCUGUCUCUCUCACACACACACACAUUCAUCUCCUCUCUCUAACUUACCCCCUCUCGUCUUCCUGUAUUCGCUCCAUUCAAAUUCCCCACCCCAAAAACCCCCACUCUCAAACUCAGGCAAAAUACUGUCUCCACAUGGUUUGGAAAAACAAAUAAGGAGGAAGAAUUGGGAUCGUGUUCCUACUUAAUGUUUAGAAGCAACAAUGUGGCGGCCCGAAUUUUCGAGCGCCAGAUUUCUACUCCUGCUCCCGGCACCUCUGUCCAUUGUGCCAGACGGUUUUAUGAGAACAUAGUUCCAUGUCAUACUAUAUAUGACGUUGAAUGCCCUGACGUUCUAUUUCGUAAGUUCAGUGACGAUGGAAACUACCUUGUAACCUUCAGCAGGAAUCAUCAGGAUCUCGUUGUUUACAGACCCACUUGGCUGUCAUUUUCGUGCAGAGAAGACGAUUGUCUUAAUCAUGAUCUUCCUCCUAAAGCCAGCAAAUUCGAGAGUUUUUUUACCCAAAUGUACUGCGUCACUCUUGCUGCCAGUGGUGAGCUUAUAUGCAAAGAUUUCUUCCUGUACUCAGAAAAAAAUCAAUUUGGAAUAUUUGCAACUUCAACUGCACAAAUUCAUGAUGCACCUGCUGUUGGAGGUGCAAUUCAAGGAAUCCCAUCAAUUGAAAAAAUAACCUUUCACCUUGUAAGAUUGGAAGAUGGAGUUAUACUUGAUGAGAGGGUUUUCUGCAAUGAUUAUAUUAACUUGGCGCAUAGCAUGGGUGUUUUCUUGUACGAUGAUUUGGUGGCUAUAGUGUCUCUGCGUUAUCAGAGAAUCCACAUUCUCCAAAUCAGAGACUCUGGAAACCUUGUUGAUGUAAGAUCUAUUGGGGAAUAUUGCCGAGAAGAUGAUGAGCUUUUUCUCAAUUCCAGUGCUCAGGGUAUGACCAUUGCAGACAGAAAUACAGCACAUAAUAUUGGCAAUGGUCUGGAUAAUAUCCAUCAUAUGCCAGAGACUUCUUUUUUGAGUGGUUUAAAGCAGCGCCUGCUUUCCUUUAUAUUACGAGGGAUAUGGAAUGAAGAACAUGAUCCGACUUCAAGAAUGCAAUGCCUUAAGAAGAAGUUUUAUUUCCAUUUCCAAGAUUAUGCUGAUUUGGUUAUAUGGAAGGUGCAAUUCUUAGACCGGCAUCACCUUCUAAUAAAGUUUGGCAGUGUUGAUGGUGGGGUGGCGCGAAAUACAGAUAACCAUCCUGCAUUCUUUGCUGUGUAUAAUAUGGAGACAACAGAAAUAAUUUCAUUUUAUCAGAACUCUGCCGAGGAGCUCUAUACAUUGUUUGAGCUAUUUUGCGAGCAUUUCCAUUCCUCGUCAAAGAAUUCAUUUUACAUGAAUUUUUUAUCAACACAUUCAAACAACAUUCAUGCCCUGGAGCAGUUGAAAUGCAAUAAAACCAAAGCUAGCAGCUUGCAGCAGUUUGUUAAGAAGAUGUUAGCUACUUUGCCUUUCAAUUGUCAGUCCCAGAGCCCUUCACCCUACUUCAAUCACUCACUAUUUCGAUACGAUGAAAAGUUGAUUUCAGCAACUGACCGACACAGACAGUCUACUGACCAUCCGAUCAAAUUCAUUUUGAGGAGGCAACCUAAUACUCUCAAAUUCAAGAUCAAACCAGGUCCUGAAUCUGGGAAUUCUGAUACCCGGACGAAGAAGAUAUCGUCGUUUCUGUUUCAUCCAAUUUUGCCUCUAGCGAUUUCUGUACAACAGACUCUAUUUUUGCAACCAGCAGUUGUAAAUAUCCACUUCCGUAGAUAAUUCUUUCCCAUGAUGUCCUACACGAAUUUAUAUUUUCCGAUUGGUAAAACAUAAAUAUUGAUUUUCUUGUCUCUCUA